GAGGAAAAACAGCAUAGGAACGCUGCCUGAAACGCUGAACUUUAGACACAUCUGAGCGUCAAGGAGUGUCUGUGGGCUGGUGCAGGACAGGAUUAUCUGAACUACUUAGACUGCAGUUGUUGACUUCUCUCAUUCACCCAUCAGGAGGACUGCAUGUGUGUGUGUGCUUCUUCCAGGCAUCAAACGAGCCACAGAGGACUGCAAGAGGACAACCCUUAAAGAUCUGCCCUAAAAAGACCUCAGCAGUCAAGUGAAGCAUUAACCCGUCUGCUCUUGACAUUUAUCUGGUAUACUUAUGUGUUUUCUCUGCGCAAGAAAGCUGCAUGGUUUGAUUUCUGCUUAAAAGCCUCAUGGCUCAAAGUCCCUCAGAGUCACAUCCUGUAAUUGUCUCUGGAGUGUGGGUGGGCAGGGGAGAGAGAAGAGGCGUUUGAGUCCGGCUCGGCAGCAGUGGAGCAAAAGGCGAGAGGCAUCUGGUUGUCUAGUCAUCCGAGCGCGACUGAAGCCAUCAGUGUGGACCAUGUGUGCUGCAGCUCUGGACGAGUACUGUGGGUCUGUCUUCUGGAAUGCUUCAUAUCUGAAUAGAGAAGAUCCAGACCUCCCGGUAUGUUUAGAGCAGACAGUGCUGGUCUGGAUCCCACUGGGGUUCCUGUGGCUCUGCGCCCCGCGACACCUGGCAUGUCUCUGCAGGAGAACGCACGUGAACACAAAACAUCUGUCCAAGCUCUACCUCUGCAAACAGCUUGCGGUGUCUCUACUGUUCCUGACGGCCAUUGCAGCCCUGGCAGUCACAUUAGGAGAGGAUUACGGUCAAAGCAAAGACCCGCCUUCAACAGUGAAAAAUCCUGGUGUAUACUAUGCAAACCCCGUCCUGUAUGCAGUCACAUGGAUCCUCCUGCUGUUGUGCCAGGAAGGAGUGAGGCGGAGGGAAGGAGCAGUAGACUCGGCCACUCUCUCUCUCUUUUGGUUGCUCCUUGUUGUGUGUGACAUCUUCCCAUUCCAGACCCUCCUGCGCGAGGCGCUUAGGCUGGGAGAAGUCAGUGAUGUCCCUCGUUUUUGCCUUUUCUACAUUUCCUUUGGCUUGGAAUUGAUUGCACUUAUUCUUUCCAUCAUGGCUGAUAUCCCUCCAGAAGCCGAGGAGCUUGUAAAAAAGAAUCCAGAGCAAGGUGCAGCAUUUUGGAGCCGAAUCACUUUCAACUGGUUUAAUAGUAUGGUGGUGAAUGGGUAUAAGCGGCCCCUGGUUCAGGAGGACAUGUGGGAGCUGAACGAGGCCGACAGCUGUGUUUACAUCAACCAGCGCUUUCGGUACAUUAUGGAGUCAGAGUUGGGUGCAGCAAGGGUCCGGUUCCAAAACAAGUUAAAGAAAAAACAGAGUAAGAACAGAGACAAAGCCCAGGAAGAUGCCUUUCCAAACGGCAUAUCCAACGGGCUGGCAAAAGGUGUCAGUCAGGAUGUGCUGAUGAUGGAGGAAAAGGGAAAAAAAGAAGAAGAAAAGAAGAAGAAGAAAAAGGACAAAAAGAAGGAGGGAGAUAAUUAUCCCAAUUCAUGGCUGGUUUCUACCAUUUACAAGACCUUUAAGUGGAUUCUGCUUGAAUCUGCCUUCUUCAAACUUCUACAGGACCUGCUGUCUUUUGUCAGUCCUCAGCUACUAAAAUCCAUGAUCUCUUUCACUCAAGACACUUCCAGGUUCACAUGGGAAGGGUAUAUGUACGCAGUGCUGCUGCUUUUGGUGGCACUUCUGCAGUCUCUGUUCCUGCAGCAGUACUUCCAGCGCUGCUUUGUGCUGGGGAUGAAGGUUCGCACUGCCAUCAUGGCUGCGGUAUACAAAAAGGCAUUGGUGGUGUCUAAUGAUGUUCGUAAAGAGUCUACGGUUGGGGAGACGGUGAACCUGAUGUCAGCAGACGCCCAGCGCUUCAACGAUGUGAUCAACUUCAUCCACCUGCUGUGGUCCUGCCCUCUGCAGAUCAUCCUGUCCAUUGUCUUCCUGUGGAUGGAGUUAGGACCCUCUGUGUUGGCAGGACUGGCGGUCAUGGUGCUGAUGGUGCCAAUCAAUGGACUGCUAGCCACCAAGGCCAGAAAAAUCCAGAUAGAGAACAUGAAAUUCAAAGACAAGCGGCUUAAAAUCAUGAAUGAAAUACUCAAUGGGAUCAAGAUUUUGAAGCUGUAUGCGUGGGAGCCAUCGUUCCAGGCUCAAGUGGAAGACAUUAGGGGGCAAGAACUGAAAGUCAUGAGGAAGUUUGCCUACCUGACAUCCGUCUCCACCUUCAUCUUCAGCUGUGCUCCGGCUGUGGUUUCUCUGGUCACAUUUGCAGUGUUUGUUGGGGUGAGCCCAAGCAACGUGUUGACUGCUGAGAAAGCUUUCACUUCCAUCUCUCUUUUCAACAUCCUCCGAUUUCCCCUGGCCAUGCUGCCCAUGCUCAUAGCUACCAUUGUGCAAACAUCGGUGUCUAGGAAACGACUGGAGAAGUUUCUGGGAGGUGAAGACCUUGAAAGUGACAUUGUGCGCCAUGACUCAAGUUUCAACACUGCUGUUAGCGUACGUGAUGGUUCCUUUGCUUGGGAAAAAGAAGGCGAGCCUCUGCUGAGAAAUGUGUCCUUGGAUAUAAAGCCAGGUCGGUUGGUGGCAGUAGUCGGAGCUGUGGGCUCAGGAAAGUCCUCUCUCAUGUCAGCCCUCCUGGGAGAGAUGCACUGCACCAAAGGCUUCAUCAACAUUCAGGGUUCACUUGCCUUCGUGCCACAGCAAGCCUGGAUUCAAAAUGCCACUCUAAGGGAUAACAUCCUGUUUGGCUCUCCCGAUGAGAACAGGAGGUUCCAGGAGGUGGUAAAGGCCUGCGCCCUGGGUCCGGACCUGGAGCUGCUGCCUGGGGGUGACCUCACUGAGAUUGGAGAGAAAGGCAUCAACCUCUCAGGGGGUCAGAAGCAGCGUGUGAGCUUGGCUCGAGCAGCUUACAGUCAGGCUGAUAUUUAUCUCUUAGAUGACCCCUUGUCUGCUGUGGACUCUCAUGUUGGAAAGCAUCUCUUUGAUGAAGUGAUUGGACCCAAUGGACUACUGAAAGACAAGACUCGUAUCCUGGUGACUCAUGGAGUGAGUUUCCUGCCAUACGUGGAUGAAAUAGUGGUCUUGGUGGAUGGAGUGGUUUCUGAGGUUGGAUCCUACAGCAGCCUCCGUGCCAGCAAAGGAGCUUUUUCUGAAUUUCUAGACACAUAUGCCAAAGAGCAAAGCAAUCGAAGCCACUCAGAGUCAGAUCGUUGCCAGGACACUGCAGACGUGGAGCUCAUACCUGAAAGAGAGGACACUCAACCUGACUCUCCUUUGGAGGACACAGUUUCUGUUACACUGAAGAGAGAGAGCAGUAUCCGACGCAGCCAGCGCAAUGGCAGUGUUAGACUAAGAAAAAAUAACUCCAUAAGAAAAUCAGAGGAUGCUGAUGAAUCAAAGAAAGGCCAGAGGUUGAUCGAGAAGGAAACUAUGGAAACAGGACGGGUGAAGUUCUCGGUGUACCUCCAGUACCUGCGUGCCAUGGGCUGGGGAUAUACAGUCAUGGUCUUCGUGGUUUACUUCACCCAGAACAUUGCUUUCAUCGGUCAGAACCUGUGGCUGAGUGACUGGACCAAUGAUGCAGUGGACUACUACAACAAGACAUAUCCAAACUGGAAGAGGGACACCAGGGUGGGAGUGUUCGGCGCUCUGGGAGUGGCUCAGGGCAUCUUUGUGUUCCUUGGCACCCUGCUCAUGGCCAACGCUUCGGUCGCUGCGUCACAUAUCCUGCAUUCAAGGCUGCUCAACAACAUACUGCGAGUUCCCAUGGUAUUCUUUGACACCACACCUAUUGGUAGGGUGGUCAACCGCUUUGCAAAGGACAUUUUCACAGUGGACGAAGCCAUUCCACAGUCCUUCCGUUCUUGGCUCCUGUGUCUGCUGGCCGUGCUGGGGACACUGUUUGUCAUCUGUCUGGCGACUCCUUUAUUUACCAUCAUCAUCCUCCCUCUGGCCUUGGUCUAUUACUUUGUACAGCGCUUCUAUGUGGCGACUUCGAGGCAGCUACGUCGCCUGGACUCUGUGUCCCGCUCUCCUAUAUACUCACACUUUAGUGAGACAGUGUCCGGUCUGUCUGUGAUAAGAGCGUACGGCCAUCAAGACAGGUUUCUCAAACACAACGAAACAACCAUUGAUGAAAACCUCAAGAGUGUCUACCCAUGGAUAGUCUCAAACAGGUGGCUGGCCAUCCGUCUGGAGUUUCUUGGUAACCUUGUGGUGUUUUUUGCUGCCUUGUUUGCCGUCAUUUCUAGGGAGUCUCUGGACAGUGGCAUAGUUGGCAUGUCUAUAUCUUAUGCACUUAAUGUGACCCAGACCCUCAAUUGGCUGGUGAGGAUGACAUCAGAGCUGGAGACAAAUAUCGUUGCUGUUGAGAGAGUGAGCGAAUACAGCGAGCUUGAGAACGAGGCUAAGUGGAUAACUGACAAGCGGCCUCCAGAGAAAUGGCCCGAGGCAGGAAGGCUACAGUUUGACCAGUACAAGGUCCGAUACAGACCUGAAUUAGACCUGGUGCUGCAUGGAAUCUCCUGUGACAUCGAGAGCACUGAGAAGAUUGGUAUCGUGGGUCGCACAGGAGCUGGGAAAUCAAGUCUGACCAACUGCCUGUUUAGAAUUAUUGAAGCCGCCGAAGGUCGCAUCCUCAUUGAUGGUGUUGAUAUUUCCGCAAUCGGCCUGCACGACCUCAGAAACAGGCUCACAAUCAUACCACAGGACCCAGUGUUGUUCUCCGGGACCCUGAGGAUGAACCUGGACCCAUUUGACAAAUUCAGCGACGAGGAGAUCUGGCGGGUUUUGGAGCUCUCCCAUCUGAAGGACUACGUAGCAGGGCUGCAGGAAGGACUACAACAUGAAGUCGCAGAGGGGGGAGAGAACCUCAGUGUUGGGCAGAGGCAACUGCUGUGUCUGGCCCGAGCACUGAUGAGGAAGUCACGCAUCUUAAUCCUGGAUGAGGCCACAGCAGCUGUUGACCUGGAGACAGACGACCUGAUUCAGAAUACCAUCCGCAAAGAGUUUUCACACUGCACAGUCCUCACCAUCGCCCAUCGCCUGCACAGCAUCAUGGACAGCUCCAGGGUGAUGGUCCUUGAUGCUGGUAAAAUUGUGGAAUUUGAUUCUCCAAACAACCUGCUUGAAAAACAAGGCCACUUCUAUGCCAUGGCAAAGGAUGCUGGAAUAACUCGAGAAGAAAUCACAGCUCUUUGAUUUUGCACUUGUACUUUUGAUUUAAUUCCAAAAAUUGCUUUUGUUGUUUGAUUUUGAAAGCUGGAUUGUACUUUUAUAUAGAGAAAUGUUUUAACAUUUGUACUCAUAGGAAACAAUAGAAAGAAAUCAUAUUCUGUGUGUAAAUAAUUUUUAUAUGGAUACAAUAAAUAUUCUUUCUCUAACACUGCUCAGUUGUACAACUACCUGAGUUGUAUAAGGCAUCUCAAAUAUCUCUAACUCAGACGUGUCUGUAAUUGUAUUGCUCACAUUGUGGGGACAUAAUGUGGGAUUUAUACUUCUGCGUCGAAUCGACGCUGUAACUACAGCACAGGCUCUACAUCAACAUAGAGCUUACGCUGUACCAUAAGCCGUAGCCUGAUGUGCACCCCCCCAGAAAUUUAACUACACAUCAUGGCAAUGCAGAC
Molecule: messenger RNA, 5661 nt
Organism: Epinephelus fuscoguttatus (brown-marbled grouper)
Lineage: Eukaryota; Metazoa; Chordata; Actinopteri; Perciformes; Serranidae
Gene: abcc2
Product: ATP-binding cassette, sub-family C (CFTR/MRP), member 2
Exons: 32
Coding region: 518-5236 (1572 amino acids)
Biological process (GO): transmembrane transport
Cellular component (GO): apical plasma membrane
Molecular function (GO): ABC-type transporter activity; ATP binding; ATP hydrolysis activity
Source: RefSeq, a predicted model, not a curated record